Molecule: messenger RNA, 1612 nt
Organism: Cuscuta epithymum
Lineage: Eukaryota; Viridiplantae; Streptophyta; Magnoliopsida; Solanales; Convolvulaceae
Source: the annotation of a GenBank genome assembly
AGAUCAUCGAACUUUCAUAAAAAGAUCAAUUAAGUCCUUCUAUAGGAGGUUCUGCCCGGCCGUCGCGAUUUGGAGCAGUUCCUGGUGGAAUUUUUUGAUGAAAUUUUUUGAUGAAAUUUUUUGAACAUCUUAUUCACCAAGUAUAGUUUACUCAUACCGAAUUUUAUAAAUUAUAUGUAGUAUACAAAUAUUUACAUUACUGUUUGUCAUGACACAGCCUGCUCAGCUCCAUUGUAUUUGACGAUUUUCAAACAAGCUCCAUUGGAAACCGUGAAACACAGGGGGGAAAUCGCAGGAAAAGGAAAGGAAACCCUGCCACGCAAACAUACAUUCUAUUUCGCCUGAUUGUAGCGGCCAUCGCCCAUCGGCGUUUUCCCAUCUUCUUAACUGUUUCCCUGAGCUAAGCGAAGAUUGAUAAGUUUUUUUUUUUGGACAAUUCCAUCAGCAGCGUGAGGAAUAGCAGACAACUAUAUCAAAGUUAGCAGCUCGAGUAGUUUAUGAACCUAUAGAUUCCAUUGACAAAUCUUGCUUCAUGCCUCAUUCGAAAGAGAGUACUCAGUACCGAGGUUACAAGAGAAAGUCCAAAGUACCAUCUGAUCUGGCUAGAAUAAGCGAUGCCGUAACCCAAAAAUCUUGCCCAAUAUGUCUCUGUGAAAUCAAGCCAAGACGAGUGGCGUCACUUCCACUGUGCAGACAUGUUUUUUGUGUGGAUUGCAUCUGCAGGUGGAGUGGUUACAAGCGUGUGUGUCCACUUUGCAAAGCCGAGUUUGGCUCUUCACUCUUCAUAAUUGACCUCUCCUCUCAGACCCUUGUGAAGGAGGUACUCAAAGCACCACUGGAUUAUAGACCUCCUACAGUAGGUUUUUCAGCACCCCAGAGAAAUGCUUUGGCAGAAUUGAGGUUGAUAAGAAGAAGAGCAGAACAAAAUUCUCAAUACUCAAGAACGAGGGAAUUUCCUAGGAGGAGGUCCUUUGGCACUCCAGAAGGUUUAAACCCUGGUGUCAUUAGGGAGAUAAAACUUCAGUGGCGGGCAAGCAUAUAUGAAAGGAAACUGCAGGCUGUUCCUUUCGCAUCUAAAAACAGUGUUUUAGAGAAAAUGGAGUACAAUAGUAGUGUAAAGUCAAUGGUAAUACAAAGAGUGGAACCUUGGAUACAUAGGGAGCUGGAGGCUAUACUUAAGGACCCCAAUCCAUCUAUAAUUGUACAUGUCGUCACCUCAGUGCUUGUCUCCACAAAUGAAAGAGGGACAAUAGUUUCUUCUGGAGAGCCUGGUACAAGGGAUGAAUUUCUUGCUCCUCUCAGGCCUUUCUUGCAUGAAAAAACAGAACAUUUUUGGCAUGAGCUUAGAUGUUUUGCUCAGAGCUGUUUCUCCAUUGAGACAUAUGAUAGUGUGGUGGAGUACAGAUCAAACCGAACCUAGAGAAAAAUGAUUGUAUAUUAGAGUAGUCCCCUUAAGAGUCCAUGGAUUUCUUGAAAUGUCUCAUCCUUUUGUAUUUUGUAUAUCGUCUGCAAUUAGUUCCACAAGCUGAUGAGUCGAACAAGCCAGAAAGGGAACAUGUAUUGCAUUAUUGGUGGGUAUAUUAUCUGCUGUUAUUUCUGCCUUAGUUCUGCU